CUCACGCGCUGCAUGUUUAUACAGCGGCUCGCUCAGACAUGCCACGCUUCUUCUGAGUGGGAAACCAGGAGAAAAGUCGGAAUAUUGGCAAGGGGAUAACCACACUGUUUGAGGCGAUAUUUACAGCUUUUCAAAGUGGAGAGAUCUGACGCACAGCAAGACACAAUGCAGGAAUCUGAGCCUAGCGUGUGUCAGCUGCAGCCCAACAUCAUCUCAGUGCGCCUCUUCAAAAGAAAGAUCGGUGGGCUGGGCUUUCUGGUCAAACAACGUGUGUGCAAGCCGCCCGUCAUCGUCUCUGACCUCAUCCGGGGUGGGGCGGCGGAGGAAUGUGGGCUGGUCCAAGUCGGUGACAUCGUCCUGGCCGUGAACAACAAGCCUUUGGUGGACCUGAGCUACGAACGUGCGCUCGAGACCCUGAAGAAUGUGUCGCCCGAGAGCCACGCAGUCCUCAUCCUCCGCGGACCCGAGGGCUUCACCACUCACCUGGAGACCACGCUGAGCAGUGACGGGAAACCCAAAACGAUUCGCGUCACCAGGCCCGUUAUGCCCGCUCAGAGCAGGCCGUGUGAACGAUGUUCGCCUCUCAGCCCCAACAUGACCAAAGAGCUCAGGGCCAUAGAGAACCUGUCCUCUUCCUCUACUCCCAGGAAAGACCCACGGGAGAGCAAACCCCUGAUUCCGCUGCUGGCCCAGGACUCUCUGCUCAGAGAAGGAGGCCAUUCAGCCCUUCUCCUCAACGGGGUGGAGGAGAACAACGACCUGCUGAAGGAGAUCGAGCCAGUGCUGAAACUCAUCAAGAACAGCAAAAAAGAGAUCAAUGGAGAAGGCCAGAGAGUCAUAGAGAGGAAGGAUGUCGAAGUGCAGGUGGAGAGAGACCUUGGUGUGGGAAAUGGACAGAACGCCCAGCUGGCGUCAGAUAACGACAGAGUGUUUGAUGACCUCUGGAGAAAGGACAACAUGCCUACGGUGCUUAACAACCCUUACUCAGAAAGCGACAAGCCACAGUCCCAUGGGAGAGUUUCCCCCACUAGGACUGUGCAGAAUGGAAGUCCCACCAAGUGUCCCAGAUUCAUGAAAGUGAAGAACUGGGAAACUGGAGCUUUAUACAAUGAUACUUUACAUCUCAGCUCCAGCAAGGUACCAAUCUGCAAUGAGAAUGUUUGUAUAGGCUCUGUUAUGGUGCCAAACCAGCACAGUCGCAAACCAGAUGAAGUCCGGAGAAAAGAGGAACUGCUACCGCUCGCAACAGAUUUUAUUGACCAGUACUACACAUCAAUCAAAAGAUGUGGCUCAAAGGCACAUGUUGACCGGCUAGAAGAGGUUAAAAAAGAGAUAGAAACUUCUGGAACAUAUCAACUGAAGGACACAGAGCUGAUCUAUGGGGCCAAACAUGCAUGGAGAAAUGCAGCUCGCUGUGUGGGACGGAUCCAGUGGUCCAAACUACAGGUGUUCGAUGCUCGAGACUGCACAACCGCUCAUGGAAUGUUUAAUUACAUCUGCAACCACAUCAAAUACGCCACCAACAAAGGAAACCUCAGAUCGGCUAUUACCAUCUUCCCCCAGAGGACAGACGGGAAACAUGACUUCCGGGUUUGGAACAACCAGUUGAUCCGGUACGCAGGCUACAAGCAGCCUGAUGGAUCAAUUCUCGGAGACCCGGCUUCAGUGGAGCUCACAGAGAUCUGUAUUCAGCAAGGAUGGAAAGCUCCAAAAAGCCGUUUUGAUGUUUUGCCCCUUCUUCUCCAAGCCAAUGGGAAUGAUCCAGAGCUUUUUGAGAUUCCUGAUGAUCUCGUGCUUGAGGUUCCCAUCAUACAUCCAAAGUUCGAGUGGUUUAAGGAGCUGAAUAUAAAGUGGUACGGCCUUCCUGCGGUGUCUAGCAUGCUGUUAGAGAUCGGGGGACUGGAGUUCACAGCCUGCCCCUUCAGCGGCUGGUACAUGGGGACCGAGAUUGGUGUCAGAGACUUCUGCGACAGCUCUCGAUACAACAUACUUGAGGAAGUAGCUACAAUGAUGGGGCUGGACACGAGGAAGACUUCAUCCCUGUGGAAGGACCAGGCACUGGUGGAAAUCAACAUCGCAGUCCUUUAUGGUUUCCAGAUGUCAAAGGUUACCAUAGUAGACCAUCACUCAGCCACCGAAUCCUUCAUGAAGCACAUGGAGAAUGAGUACAGAGUGAGGGGAGGCUGCCCGGGAGACUGGGUUUGGAUAGUGCCGCCCAUGUCAGGCAGCAUUACACCUGUUUUCCACCAGGAAAUGCUCAACUAUCGCCUCACACCUUCUUUUGAGUACCAGCCUGACCCAUGGAACACUCAUGUGUGGAAAGGGGUGAAUGGGACACCCACAAAGAAAAGAGCAAUUGGAUUCAAGAAACUUGCCAAGGCUGUGAAAUUCUCUGCCAAACUCAUGGGACAGGCCAUGGCCAAGAGAGUCAAAGCCACUAUCUUGUUCGCCACAGAAACUGGGAAGUCGCAGGACUAUGCAAAAACACUCUGUGAGAUUUUCAAGCAUGCAUUUGAUGCCAAGGUGAUGUCCAUGGAUGAAUAUGACACCGUCGACUUGGAACACGAGACACUUGUGUUAGUGGUGACAAGUACGUUCGGCAAUGGGGACCCUCCUGAAAACGGAGAGAAAUUUGGUGCAGCACUGAUGGAGAUGAGACAUCCCACCACCAGCGUAGAGGACAGAAAGACGUACAAGGUGCGUUUUAACAGCGUCUCUUCAUAUUCUGAUACCCGCAAAUCCUCCAGCGACGAACCUGAAUCCAAAGCCAACUUUGAGAGCACUGGACCACUUGCUAAUGUCAGAUUCUCUGUGUUUGGCCUUGGCUCUCGGGCAUACCCGCACUUCUGUGCGUUUGCCCACGCAGUGGACACGCUGUUCGAAGAGCUCGGUGGGGAACGAAUCCUGCGCAUGGGAGAGGGAGAUGAACUCUGCGGCCAAGAGGAAUCCUUCAGAACAUGGGCCAAGAAGGUCUUCAAGGCUGCAUGUGACGUUUUCUGUGUCGGCGACGAUGUUAAUAUUGAGAAAGCGAAUGAUUCCUUGAUUAGCAACGAUCGUAGCUGGAAGAAAAGCAAGUUCCGGAUGACAUACACAGCGGAGGCACCGACACUAACGCAAGCACUUUACAACAUCCAUAAGAAGAAAGUUUACGGGGCCAAAUUUCUGAUGAGACAGAACCUACAAAGUGCCAGAUCGAACCGAUCGACUAUAUUUGUGCGUCUUGAUGCCAACAACCACGAGAGCCUGAAAUACUUGCCUGGUGACCAUUUAGGUGUUUUUCCUGGCAACAACGAAGUUCUAGUUACAACUCUUAUCGAGAAACUGGAGGACGCACCACCUGUCAAUCAAAUUGUGAAAGUGGAGUUCUUGGAAGAAAGAAACACAGCGUUGGGUGUGAUAAGUAACUGGACAGACGAGAGUCGUAUUCCACCUUGUACCAUCUAUCAGGUUUUCAAAUACUUCCUGGACACAACCACCCCUCCAAGUCCCCUGCUACUGCAACAGUUUGCUCCUCUAGCGACUAAUGAGAAACAGAGAAAGAGACUAGAGGUGCUCAGCAAGGGUUUGCAGGAGUAUGAGGAGUGGAAGUGGUACAAUAACCCUACCAUAGUGGAGGUGUUGGAGGAGUUCCCAUCCCUCCAGAUCCCCUCCACCCUUCUCUUGACCCAGCUGCCCCUCCUACAGCCACGAUACUACUCCAUCAGCUCCUCCCCAGACCUUCAUCCAGGAGAGAUACACCUCACUGUGGCGGUGGUGUCCUAUCGGCCCAGAGAUGGAGAAGGUCCCGUGCACCACGGAGUGUGUUCCUCCUGGCUCAAUAGCUUGGAAGAAGGCGAUACGGUGCCGUGCUUUGUCAGAGGGGCUCCAACAUUCCGAAUGCCAAAAGACAGCCAGGUUCCAUGUAUUCUGAUUGGUCCAGGCACCGGAAUUGCUCCAUUCAGAAGCUUCUGGCAACAGAGACUGUAUGAUAUUGAAAACAAGGGAAUCAAGGCAUGCCCCAUGAUCUUGGUUUUCGGUUGUCGGCAGUCACAGAUUGACCACAUUUACAAGGAAGAGACCAUCCAGGCCAAGAACAAGGAAGUGUUUAAAGAGCUUUACACCGCAUACUCCAGAGAGCCUGGGAGACCAAAGAAAUACGUCCAGGAUGUGCUUCGCGAGCAGCUGUCUGAAACAGUGUACAAAUAUCUGCGAGAAGAAGGAGGGCAUAUCUACGUCUGUGGAGAUGUCACCAUGGCUGGAGAUGUACUGAAAACAGUCCAGCAGAUCUUUAAACUGCAUGGAAACAUGUGUCUGGAAGAUGCUGGCUUCUAUAUCAGCAAACUAAGGGAUGAGAAUCGAUACCACGAGGACAUCUUCGGUGUAACCCUGCGCACUUACGAGGUCACCAACCGCUUAAGGUCGGAGUCUAUUGCAUACAUCGAAGAGAGCAAGAAAGACACGGAUGAGGUGUUUUGUCCAUAGUCACAUUUUCCGUCCAUAUAUCGUUGGUUUUUGCUCAUGCUCUAAUCAGCCAACCAGAAGCAUGAUGGGACACCAACCAUGAUUCACGAAAACUGUGCCAAGUUUGUCUGUUAAAAAAUUCUUCUUUUCUUGUUUUUUGUGUUUUUAUGGAAUAUUUCAUUUUCUUUGCUAGGUCUUGUUUGAUGUGCAUCUCUAUGAUCAAAAUCUGCAUUAAUACAAGUACCUUUCACUUGAAUUUCUGAAUGCACUUUUUUUAUGUGUCUUUAUGCUUUGUCCUGACUAAUGGGCUGCGUGCACUUAGACAUGGCCUGCCUUUUUUUAAGUGUAAGCAAGAUCAGUGGCUUUCCUCAUGUGCAAUAUGCGUAGAUAUUGACUUUACUAUUAAGAGAUGGGUAGUUUUCGGUUUGGAUGGUGAGUCUUGGGGUUAUUGUGCAUGUUUUGAUGAAAGACCAAGUCUCUAUCCAUGUUAAAAAGAGAGAACAUGCUCGUACUUACAGAAGGUGAAUCCGUUUAAAAGAACCAAACAUUGGCCUCUUUAAGCAGACCAAUUCACGCUGUCCUUGGCCUUAAAAGUGGGUUAAGAUCCCAUUUCAUAAAUAAAAAUCCCUCAAUGCAUAAAAAAGGACAUUGCAAUGUUGUAAUCUCACAAUUAAGACUUUGUUUCUUGCAAUUUUGGAAAGAAAAAAGAAAUGAAAUAUAAACUUAUAAUUCAGAUUUUUUUUCUCGCAAUUCCAGGUUUACAUCACAAUUCUUAGUUUCUAUCUCGCAAUUUUUUUCUCAGAACUCUGCGUUUACCUUUCACAACUCUGAGAUUAUAUAUGGCAAUUGAAAAUUUUAUUCAUUUAAUUCUGAGUUUACAUGAGUUUACCGAGGCUCCAUUUACACUAGUGCGUUUUCGUUUUAAAAGAAUGAAAAAGAUCCUCGUCUACACUAGCGUUUGCACUGUGUUUCAGAAACGAUCUCCGUCUACACUACACAACUGAAAACGCAUGUCACAUGACCAUUCAAGCAGGUACAACUAUAGAUUUGUAUAGUUAGAUUCCCUGUUAUUUAGAUGGCGGACGCGUCUACGUGCUUGGAGCGGUCGAAUGAGGCAUCUACCCAUACAUAUCAAUAGGUACAACAAUGAGCAUGAUGUUAUUGUUUACAUAGUUGUCAAGGAUACGCAGAGCGAAUGUGGGCAGCCACGCGUUUUCAAAAGUCUCCGUUUUGGUCCGUUUACACUGAAACGCAACCCUGGAGUUUUCAAACUAAAACGGGGUCUGCAGCAUUUUCAAAAGGCUCCGUUUUUCGAAAACGCCGGAGUAGUGUAAACGAUAAGCGUAACCGUAGCAAAAGUUAUGCGUUUUAAAACGAAAACGCACUAGUGUAAACGGGGCUUGAGUUUAUAAUUCACAAUUCUGCCCUUUUUUCCUCUGAAUUCGGAGUUUACAUCGUGCAAUUCUGUUUUGUUUUCCACCACGGAGUAAAAAUAAAAAGGCAAUUGCGACUUUUUAUUUCAUAAUUAUUUCACACACUUUUUUCCCUCAGUGUUGCGAGUUUAUAUCUCACAAUUGCAAAUUAUAAACUUGUGAGAUAUAAACUCAGAACUGAGAUAAAGUCAAAGUUAAAGUCAAAAUACUGCAAAAAUACACAAAACUACAUACAGUGGCUUUAAGAUUGAUCAAACUAAGGUGAAACCACCUUUCAGUAUCUUUCGAUAUCCAUUUAUCUCCAGCUAACUGUAAGAAAAGACUUUUCAGGAGACUGAAAAAAGAACCAACCUAGAGAGAUUUAUGAAACAUCCUUGAAAUUCUGAUGAAAAUGAAAGAGGUGAUGCACCUGCUUUGCUUUAUUAUACGUCCUCCAUUUCCCUUUUUCCCUGUUUCUCUGAGACAUGGCUGUGACGACCCUUCUCUUUGACUCCAAACGGAGACCUGGAUGUCUUCUUUAGAUCGAAGAUCAACCGUCGUAUUGUCGUUUCGUAUUAAAGGGUAACCGCUUGCAACAACGAGCAAAAAAUCAGUGCGGCGCAUAGUAGAUUUUUGCAUGCAAUGCCUUUUUGAUGGCUUGGAAAGGACAGUUUUCUGCCAAUGAAUCCUUUAAGAAAAGUCACUGUUUUGCUUUCUGAAAUGUAUGUUCAGUUAGAUCCUAGCUCGCUUCGGAUUUGCUUCGAAAACUUUUGAGUUAUGAGUGGCCUCCGGCAUGAAAAAUAUUACAUGAGGUAAUCUGAUUUUGAGGGACUUUGCUUUCUGUUGUCUUUCUGUAGGAGAAUAUUCUUGUUGUAUGUACGCUGUUAACACUGAAUGUUUCCCUCCCCACAUUUGGGUUUUGCACCGUUUAAACUCUGUGAUUACAAAAAGUCGGGCAAAAAAGAAUCACACACAUGCAUAUAUUAAAAUCAGUAAAUAUCUAAAUAUAUAAUAUGUAUGAGAAUUUUUUAAGAAUGUAUUUUGAUUAUGGGUAUUGAUUUGGUUUUGUCCCUUUGAGUUGCUUGUAAUAUCUUACGUGAAUAUGAUGUCUAAUUAGUUUGGGGGAACCUGAAGCAUUAUUCUGAAUGCAUGAUGUUACCGUCCUGUUUUCUCUUAACCUGCACUGUGUCUGUUUAACUGUUGUGAUCGCGUCCUUCCUCUGUGACUGGACGGAGAAGAAGCUUACGGGGUUUUCUUUUCUCUUUUUGUGUUUGUUCUUUGCUGCUGCUAAAAGAAACUGUUCCGAUCAAUUUCCGCUGUGAAUCUUCUAUUGUGGAACUUCGAACAUUGAAACAUUUGCCAUUUUAAUGCAUAUACUG
Molecule: messenger RNA, 7231 nt
Organism: Onychostoma macrolepis
Lineage: Eukaryota; Metazoa; Chordata; Actinopteri; Cypriniformes; Cyprinidae
Gene: nos1
Product: nitric oxide synthase 1 (neuronal)
Exons: 29
Coding region: 166-4461 (1431 amino acids)
Biological process (GO): nitric oxide biosynthetic process
Molecular function (GO): NADP binding; calmodulin binding; nitric-oxide synthase activity
Source: RefSeq, a predicted model, not a curated record